CAAAUACAAAUACAACAACGCCAACCCCACCAAAAACAAACACAUCUAAAAUAAAAACCAAAAGAACAGAAACAAAGAAUUGGAAGAAUGCCCUACCUCCAACCAGACCCAGACCCCGAAAUCACCAGCCAACCAAGCAACGCCUUUGAACAACUAGUCCAGGACCUAAGUGCAGCCCUGGGUCCGAGCUCGGGUCUGGACUCCGACGAUGUCGACCCGCUCAACAUCCAGCGUCUCAUGGACCAGUAUACCUCCAACCCGGAAGAAUGGCAGCCGUUCGCCCUGUCCGAUUUCAGCAAGUCCUACACGAGGAAUUUGAUCGACGAAGGCAACGACAAAAGCAAUCUGCUUAUCCUAGUAUGGAGUCCUGGGAAAGGAAGCGCUAUUCAUGAUCACGCGAAUGCGCAUUGUGUUAUGAAGGUCUUGAAAGGGUCUCUGCAGGAGACGCUGUACUCAUGGCCCGAUCAAAGUAAACUUGAGCAUGGACAGAUCUCUCCGCCGCAGACCAGGAGGGAAACUACGUACGGCGAGAACCAGGUUACGUAUAUGUCGGACAAGCUAGGUCUCCAUAAGAUAUCCAACCCCGAUCUGGACAACGUUGCUGUGUCCUUGCAUCUUUAUACGCCGCCUAAUGCUGCGACGUACGGCUUCAGUGUUUUCGAUGGGAGAACGGGGAAGGCGUUUCAUAUCAAACAGUCGAAUUUCUACUCUAUCCGAGGGAAGAAAUGUUUGGCUUUGCGGAAGUAGUAGUCUGCAGUAGCAUGAGGGUGUCCGCUUAUUAUUUCUAUUCUUAUUGUAUUAUAGCCCUGUGUAAUAGUCGGUUGGCAUUUUCUUCUUUCCGAUGUCUUAUGCUUGUACUUCUCAGGGUUCUGGUUGUAGGAUACGUGACUUAAUGAAUAAGGCCUUUAUUCAGACAUACAUAAUCAUGGCCGGCUGCAUAGUCGACUGCUACCAGCCAACAUAUUCUUGCUUACCCAAAAAUGGCA
Messenger RNA from Aspergillus caelatus, 986 nucleotides. RefSeq names its product putative cysteine dioxygenase Cdo1. Gene Ontology annotation, biological process: L-cysteine catabolic process. The transcript has 3 exons. Gene Ontology annotation, molecular function: cysteine dioxygenase activity; ferrous iron binding. Lineage: Eukaryota; Fungi; Ascomycota; Eurotiomycetes; Eurotiales; Aspergillaceae. The coding region runs from base 88 to 747 and encodes 219 amino acids. The record is from RefSeq and is a predicted model, not a curated record.